This is a messenger RNA of Alosa alosa (allis shad), 4685 nucleotides long. It is a transcript of the gene plod3, whose product is annotated as procollagen-lysine, 2-oxoglutarate 5-dioxygenase 3. The coding region runs from base 125 to 2332 and encodes 735 amino acids. Gene Ontology annotation, biological process: peptidyl-lysine hydroxylation. The record is from RefSeq and is a predicted model, not a curated record. Gene Ontology annotation, molecular function: iron ion binding; L-ascorbic acid binding; procollagen-lysine 5-dioxygenase activity. Lineage: Eukaryota; Metazoa; Chordata; Actinopteri; Clupeiformes; Clupeidae. The transcript is spliced from 20 exons. Gene Ontology annotation, cellular component: endoplasmic reticulum.
GUUCUGAGAGAGGAGCAAAAAAGGGUGUCCUGAGCUCAUCGGCUCCCAAGUAGCUACCGAAUCACCGGGAAACUGGGGACCUCCCGUCUCACGGCAGCGCGGAAUAUCGAUAUAGAAGCAAGCAAUGGAUCUGUCUCUUUUGGCUGUGAUUUGUGCAUUUAUGCUGGGCUGUAUCGGCCACUCAUCGGCUGCUGAUAGGAAAAAAAUGUCUCCAGAAAACUUGUUGGUGAUCACAGCCGCCACAGAGGAAACAGAUGGCUUCAAACGAUUCAUGAGAACUGCCAGAGAGUUCAAUUAUACUGUGAAGGUGCUUGGCCUGGGUGAGGAGUGGAAAGGAGGUGAUGUGGCGCGCACUGUAGGUGGAGGUCAAAAGGUGCGCUGGCUGAAGAAUGAACUCCAGAAGCACGCCGACAAAGAGGACCUCAUCAUCAUGUUUGUGGACAGUUAUGAUGUGAUCUUUGCAAGUGGGCCUAAGGAGCUGCUGCAGAAGUUCUCCCAGCUGGGUCACAGGGUGGUGUUCUCCGCCGAGGGCUUCUGCUGGCCUGACCAGCGCCUGGCCCCUAAAUACCCGCCUGUCCUCAAUGGCAAGCGCUACCUCAACUCUGGAGGUUUCAUUGGCUAUGCUUCUGACCUCUAUAAUAUUGUGAAGCAGUGGAAGUUAAAAGAUAAUGAUGAUGACCAGUUGUUCUACACCAGGAUCUACCUCGACAAAGAACAAAGAACACGGUUUAACAUGACACUGGACCACCGCUCUCAUCUGAUUCAGAAUCUCAAUGGUGCCCUUGAGGAGGUGGUGCUGAAGUUUGAGAAAGCUCGUGUACGUGCUCGAAAUGUGGCCUAUGACACACUUCCUGUCAUCAUCCAUGGUAACGGACCAACUAAGUUGCAGCUGAACUACCUUGGUAACUACGUUCCGACUGCCUGGACAUAUGAGAAUGGUUGUGGAACCUGUGAUGAUAACCUCCUCUACUUCAAUGAUGUGCCGGAUGAAGAAAUGCCAAUAGUUCACAUCGGUGUGUUUAUCGAGCAGCCGACUCCAUUCAUGGAGGAGUUCCUUGAGCGUCUAGCCACCCUCAACUACCCACACUCACGCCUGCGUCUGUUCAUACACAAUAACGUGGUGCAUCAUGAGCGACACAUUGAGCAGUUCUGGGCCCGUCACCGUUCUCUGUUCCCCUCGGCAACCAUCAUUGGCCCAGAGGAGAACAUGCAGCAGGCUGUGGCCAGAACCCAGGCAGUGGAGGCCUGUAAGAAGGACCCCAGCUGUGACUACUACUUCAACAUCGACUCUGAGGUGGCUCUGAUCAACCCUGAUAUCCUGCGCAUCCUCAUCGAGGAAAACAAGCCUGUGAUUGCUCCCAUGCUGUCUCGCCACGGGAAGCUCUGGUCCAACUUCUGGGGCGCUCUGAGCCCGGAGGGUUUCUACUCACGCUCUGAGGACUACAUUGACAUCGUCCAGGGCAAACGAGUUGGUGUGUGGAACGUGCCUUACCUAACUCAGGUAUACCUGAUCCAGGGCUCCAUACUCCGCUCACGCCUCAAGGCAGUCAGCAUCUACCAGCAGGAUGGCACAGACCCAGACAUGGCCUUCUGCCGUUCUGUCCGAGACCAGGGGGUGUUCAUGUUUGUGUCAAAUAGAGAUGAGUUUGGGCGCCUCAUCUCCACCACCAAUUACAACACCACCCGGCUCCACCCAGACAUGUGGCAGAUCUUCGACAAUCCUGUGGACUGGAAGGAAAAGUACAUCCAUGAGAAUUAUUCAAAGAUCUUUGAGGAAGAUGAGAAAGUGGUGGAACAGCCGUGCCCAGAUGUGUACUGGUUUCCGGCAUUUUCUGAACGUAUGUGUGAUGAGCUGGUUGAGACCAUGGAGGACCAUGGUGAAUGGUCCAAUGGUAAUCACAAGGAUGAGCGUCUAAGUGGAGGCUAUGAAAAUGUACCUACAGUAGACAUCCACAUGAACCAGAUCCAGUUUGAGAAGGAGUGGCUCAAGUUCCUCAAGGAGUACAUUGCCCCGGUCACUGAAAAACUUUACCCAGGCUACUUCCCAAAGGCUCAGGCGAUCAUGAACUUUGUUGUGCGGUACCGUCCAGAUGAGCAGCCUUUUCUGAGACCCCACCACGACUCCUCCACAUUCACCAUCAACAUCGCCCUCAACAGCAAGGGCAAAGACUACCAGGGUGGUGGCUGCCGGUUCCUGCGGUAUGACUGUAAGGUGGAGGCCCCGCGCAAGGGCUGGUCCUUCAUGCACCCUGGCCGGCUCACCCACUAUCACGAGGGCCUGCCCACCACGCAGGGCACACGCUACAUCAUGGUGUCCUUUGUAGACCCCUAACGGUUUGUGAUUGUUACCUGCCCUCCGGCAUUAACUAAUGAGCACCCUGGCUAUAUAGCCCAUCUGUAGAGGAGCCAGCCAAAACAAUCCACCAGACUCUAGAACAGAUCCAUCCCGGAGUUCUCUGUCACCUGGGGUGUUACGUUGGAAUAAUGUGCACACUGAAUGUAAAGUGAGUGUCAUCGGGCCAGAACUGUACAUGAUGACAGAUCACAGUGUGGAGGCAAAUUGAUUCAUUGUGGACAAGAGGCACAUUAAAAAAAAAAAAAGAUAUUUCAGGCAGGCCUUUCCUUUUCCAAAGACCCACCUAAAAAUCCCUCUUUAGCUGUUAGCCAAAGAUUUUCAAUCCCCCUGCCCUGCCAGUUUUUGGCUUGAUUUUGAUUUUUCAAAUGCUGCUUAUGCUGUUAUCAUUCCACAUGUACUCCCCCCUCCACCACCACUACCAGUCAUAUAGGGUAGCACAUGUGUGGCUCCAUGAGACCACAGUAGGGUACAAGUCUCGUCUAGAUGGAGGAUUUGGAUAUCCCUGCUGAAGAGAGUGCCAUACAUAUGCAAUACAUCUGUGCAGUACCACUGUGAUUCACUUUAUUGUUGUUUUUUGUACCUCUGACCACCUUUGUAGCACUGUACAUGACCCACCCCAAUGCUUUACAGAAUAUUUUGAUAUUGUUAAAGGUAGUCAGCCAUUUUGGCAGAAGUUAGCCCUUAUGAAACUCAAGAAAUUCAAUGAGUAACACUCUCAUUCCACUCUCGUCCAGCUAAUGCAACUGUAUUUUCCAGCUAUAUAUUAUAUAACCAGAUAUUAACACACAGGGCAACUUCGUAGUCCUUGUGAUCUACAUCACCUCAAUUUUGAGGAGGUGCACGUCAGCUGAUAGUGUGGGGCUUGAAUGGGAUUACACGGCAACACAGAUGCUCUGCAUAGCGACAGUGUCGAUUUGAUGGAGAAUAAUGAAUUGUAUUUUAGUUGGUGAUUGGCUGGAUUUUUAUUUUCAAAUACUAUAUCAUACGGUUGAAAAUUAGUAAGAUUUCACCAAAUGCUACAGAAAGUAUUCUGAAUAGAAAUAGCUGAUUUUAUCUUUAACGUGGGUUAGAUAUUACCUUUUUUAGCAGCUAUUAGGAUAGAAUUGGUGGCCGAAUGACUGACUUGAAAUGCUAGCCUCCACUGAGAAAAUGGGUCAGUAACUACCAAGGUCUUAUAUAUCCGUGACUAUACUGUGGACAUCAUUGAGUCAUACCCUUGCUUUGUGAAGAAAUCAAGCCAUUUGUUGAAAUGAGAGCUGCCAUGUGUUCAAAUUAGAACCGGAUUGUGCAUAAUGUAACGGAGGUGAACUGAGCUAGCAUGCUAGUUGCGCGUGUAAAUCCUCACACCCCUAACCUUAAGAACGCUUCUAACCGCUGAGUUGGAAGCCUGGGCUUUUAGCUCAGUGGUUAGAGCGUUCGACUCCCAUGCCGGUGAGUGUUGAGGUGGCGGGUUCGAGGGCCAUGAGUGCCGGAUGAAUUACGACCUCUGUUACACAUAGUGAGUGCUUUUUGGAGCCAGAGCAUGCAUAUCACAAUAUCAGACAGGUCAGCCCAGCCUCAUAUUUUGUUUGAUCUGCUCUGUGCUUUGGUCCUGUCUAGUUGUUUCCCUUUCAGAAUAACUUCACAGUGUCCAUACAUUUUACCAUCAUUGACAUGACACUUGUUUAAGGGCCUUUCCUCUCCUUCAGCUGAAAACAGUAUCAUAACCUUUUGAUUUCAAGCAACUUUGGUAUAUGGAUCACCCAGUUGGCUACAUGGCUGUGGAAACAUUGAUCUACAACUGAGUGUGUCCUGGCAUAUCCUCUAACGCUACAAUGAGAGCCAAGUGUGUGCCUUGUGUUACCAUAAUGGCUGUGAUGUUCUAGAAAGUUUCAGUGGUUGUAUGUGGCUGGUUACUCUCAGUGUGUGUUGUUUGAGAUACAUGAAAAUCCAUGGCAGAUCAAUUGGUCAGCGUGUUUAUGAUCAUGAUUGAUGAGGCUGAUAGUCAUAAUGUAUACAUUUAAACUGAUGUUUGAUAUUUUUUAACACUCCACAGUUGGAUGAUAAAUAUUGUCUGAAAUUUAUGAUGGAUGUUCUUUUUUAUUCUUAUUCUAUAUUUUGCUUCUAACCAAAGAUCAUUAAAUAUCUGAAUAAAUAAGAAAGAAUAUUUUUAAAUGGGCUACAGUAGGAAAUGAGAAAGUAUUACAGUUUCACAACAACAUUGUGUUUUUUUUAGAGUUUUUUGUGUUAGAAACAAACUUCUGCCUUGUUUGUGAUGUUACAUCUGCCUGUACAAAGUGGCAUUAAAUUAUUUUUCUUCUUGAAAAUAAAAAUUGACAUUUUGCUUGUA